Baudoinia panamericana UAMH 10762 is the source of this 2900-nucleotide messenger RNA. RefSeq lists its product as uncharacterized. Lineage: Eukaryota; Fungi; Ascomycota; Dothideomycetes; Mycosphaerellales; Teratosphaeriaceae. The record is from RefSeq and is a predicted model, not a curated record. Bases 110 to 2452 code for a protein of 780 amino acids. The transcript has a single exon.
GCUGCUGGCUUAGCGGUAAUGAUAUCUUGCAUUUGAUUCGAUAGACUUGACUAGUCAUUCUAUUCCAUAUUUGGAUAAUGGUACAGUCUACAGUACUUCUGCAAUACCCAUGCGGCGACGAUUCAUUCCCGGCGAGGCCGUGCUAUGGACAAGCGAACUCCUUGCGUCGAAAACACCCUCACUUCGGUCGCGCUCACCACUUGAGGCAACGGUGCCGGUUUGCGCGCUGCCAUGCCUUACCUACUAUCUGCAAAACGAUUUCCCGAAUUGUGCUCGGGAUGAUCUUGCUUGCCUCUGCUCACGGUACAGCACAGCGGGCAACACUCUCGGCGAACAAGCUCUCAUCUGCGUGGACAAAGAAUGCCCGCCGACGCCCAACGCUGUGCAGCAAGACGUCUAUUAUCUUUGUACGGCUGUAUCCACCGCGGUGCCGGUGACGCAUACCUUACUUACUAUACCGGCAACGGUCUCAACUGCACAAUGGACAAGCUCCGCAGCUACACCUUCCGCCACAGCUCUUGCGCAGCAGAUAAGCUCCACUUCUCAAGGCAGUUCCCAAACCACGGGAAGCGGGUCAUCCAGUCAUCUACUGGCUAGUACGCCAACAUCUACUGCGGUCUCCACUGUGUCAUCUACCCCGGCAGGUAUAGCUUCGCCAACGACUGGAUCGUCCCCAAACGCUACGAACCUUACCAGCGCACAAGCUGUCGGUGUGAGCGUAGCUUGCUUCGGUGCAUUGGCGAUUAUUGUUGCAAUGAUCUGGCUCUGUGCCUGUCUGCGUCGACGCAAAGCCAUUGCCAAGUCUCCACGAUCCAGGCACAGCUCCUACGACUUCAUCGACGAAGCGCCUUCACGCUUGGAGCCUUUUUACUUGGGCACUACUGGUUCGAGAGGUCCUUACCCUAACAUCACGGACAGGCACAUCAGAGUUCCGGAAACGAUUCACACGGAUACGCAGCAGUACCAGAACCAGAUGGGGAAGCAACACUCCAAGCUACGGCUCGAUGCACUCGGGCUCAAUGCCGUUGGUGGGGCUUCGCCUGACAGUCUUCGCAGCAGCAGCACACGGAGGACUGUGUCUCAAUUGCUGCCGGAGAAGCCUGGCUCUACACCACCUCGACCGCCAAGGUCCGCAUUUCGACCUCCACCUCAGAUGGGUAUGUCACCUCAGACAGUGUUCGAGGAGCAUAUGACUCCCAGAGCGAAAGGCGUACGGCCGACUCUCCAGCCCACUCCGCCUGUGCCGACAUACUCCAAGCUGCGAGAGGCACGCCGUAGCCAAGGUCCGGAGUUCGCGGCUCAGUACACUGGUUCUCCAGAGCAGAUACCCCAGCCGACACUAUCCCUCCAGCCGCCAAAAAGAGCUUCAAGGGCAGCUAUUAAGAUACCCUCGCCAAUCAUCAUUGCUCCACCGCCGCCGGUGAAGUCAAUACGAAUGUCCGGCGAUCGAACAAGCAGAGGUUCACAGGCCAGGUCAGAUGUGUCAAGUGCAGGUGGAGCCAGUCUGCUUGACUACUACUCCAACCUGCCAGCUCUCGAAGUCUCAAGCGAUCCACCCGGCACACCAUUUACGCCUAUAUCGCUCGAGCCUCAGCGCCGUAUGAAGCCACUGCCUGGGGCGAUCGUAGUGACCAGGCCUACCUAUCCUCCCAGAGCUGUGAGAAGGCCGUCGUCAGAUACGUGUCGGAGCGAGACCAGCUUCGAGAGUACCGAUCCAGACGAGCCUACACCGCCCGAAGAGGACAAACAACUCAGCCCAGUGGCAGAAAGUCCGAUUGCGACCAUCAAAUACCCCAAGAUUCCUCGGAGCUCUAAUCAAAGCGUGCCUCGCAGUCCACCAAUGCAUCUGCCUAGCCCCAAGUCACCGAGACAGCAGCAGCUGCAAACCGACGAUCGAGCCACGUUACCCAGUCACGCUUACCAGACACAGCGCAAGCGAAGGUCACCCAGGACGCCGAAGACGCCAGAGGAGCAAGACACAGGUUCUUUGACACUCUCCGGCUGGACUGCCGUGGAAAGGCAGGGUGGUGAUAGCGCCAUCAGCGGACUGCAGAAGCGGCUUGUCAUUGACACCUCACAUUCACGCGCUGGGAGCCGGCCACUGCCACAGGGGCCGAGGAAGAGCCCUGCCAGCGGCUCUGGCAGACAGGAGUCGCCACUGAAAGGGUACGGGCGUGUGGCUACCGCGGCAUUGGGCCGCCCAAGCCGUACGACCACUGACAGCGAUUUGGCGGAAGAGAAGGCCGGGUUGGGCACUACCCCAGGUCCGCAGAUCGCGCGCUAUGUUAGAGGAGACGCUGCGUCGGAGCAGGUCAUGGUAAGAAGUCCACUCUGGGAGCCGAAGCUGACGCCGACUCGGCGGGGAGAGGACUUAAUGCUUGAGGUUGGGGUAGCGAGUCCGGGCAUUGUCAGUCCAGGCUUUUAUGGUCACCAGACAUUGGGGAGACGGUGAGCAGAGAUGUGUUACAUACUCUACAUUACCUUUGUUUCAUUCGCUACGUUUCAGCGGGAGUUUCGGGUUAGCGUGGAGUAAGGGAAGUGGGUGCAGUUUGUGCUACAUAUAUGUCAGAUUGCAAACGGUGAAGCAGGCUGAAUGCGACAAACUUCGCUUACAAACGCUUGCCGGUUUGCCGGAGGGCUUGCAUUGGAGUCGGCGACUUGGCUCUUCAAAGUUUGAGCAGACUUCAGUACCAUGCACCCCUCCACAAGCACAUCUCAAUCUCGGCAAAUGCAAAUGCUGCAGUGACACUGACAAUAAGAAGUAAGGGCUGCCACGACAAUGAGCUUCGGCACGGCCCCAACCUUCUCUGCUUGCCUUUUACGCCAGGACCAAAGGAAGUAUCGCACGUCAAUAAUGAAGACGUAAGAUCGCCUCGAAAGGCGAGAGUAGCCAAUCUUUG